Messenger RNA from Dictyostelium purpureum, 846 nucleotides. RefSeq lists its product as uncharacterized. The transcript has a single exon. The record is from RefSeq and is a predicted model, not a curated record. Bases 1 to 846 code for a protein of 281 amino acids. Lineage: Eukaryota; Evosea; Eumycetozoa; Dictyosteliales; Dictyosteliaceae.
AUGUUUAAAUUAAUAUUUUUUAUAUUUUUUAUAAAUAUUAUACUUGGUUUUGAAAUAAGAUAUUUAGAAUUUGAAGGUACCAAGUGCAAUAAAAAUAAUUUAAAAUAUAUAAUCAGUGCUACCGAAUGCUCAGAAUUUGGUUACAUUUCAAACUAUUUUAGAAAUAACAAUACAAUAGAAAUAGUUCCAGUUAGAUCUUUAGGAGAUUGUCAAGAGGGAAGUAAAAAGAAUUUAAAUAAAAAUAGAAAUAAUAUACCAAGCAUAAUCAAAGUUUUAAAUAAAUGUUAUACUGAUUUUAACUACUCUUAUUAUUAUCAAAUAUCCCUAGAUACAGAUCCAAUUAAAAUAAAUUCAUUUGGCCAUCAAAUAUCUUCAUUAAACUACAAUCAUAAUAAAUAUUUAGAAAGAAAGAGAAAUAAAAAGGAAAAUAAUCAAACAAGUAUUGAAAAGAAAUUGUUGCAACAGAAUGAUAUCUGUCAGAAUUACUUAAUAACAUCUUUUAAAAAUGGGUCAUGUUCGCUAGUAGAUUACAACGAAAAUACCUCAAAAUACUAUUACAUCAAAACUUUUACAGUGGGAGAUAAAAUUCAUGAAUAUUCAUGUAUUAACGAAUGCUAUUCAAACUCAACACAUCAACAAGUUCAAAAAAAUUGUCAAAUUGUUAGGUCAUCUUUAAUAAACCAAAUUUGUAAUAGUAAAAUAAAAAUAUUAAAUAUAAAUGAGGUUUUAAAUUCAAAAAAUACAAUUGUUGAAACAAACAAUUCUUUACAGAAAAAUAGUUAUAUAAAUAUUAUAUUGUUAGUUUUACAAAUUAUAGUUUUAAUAAAUAUAAUAAAUUAUUUAUAA